CCUCACCCUCCAAUUGGCACACGUCCAAUUCAUGAUCAUUGCAUCUAUGUCGCACGUUUGGGCGCCGCGAAUUCGGUAGUCGUGACAAUAGAGCUUUGACCUUCGAGCUGCUCUUCUGGGAAAAUGUUGGGCCAGACACGAUCAACGUCAUUCUCCUUUGGGCAAGGGCCGGCCAAGCAGCCCGCCUUUGGGACUGGUGCGCCUGGUGGUACAACCCAGCAGACAUUCUCGUUCGGACAACCUGCUGCAUCAACGGCAGUCACAAGCGCUGCCCCUGCAACAGGGGGUCUCUUUGGUGCGAACACGUCAGGGCAAGCUGCAGGUGCAGCGCCAGGUGGUCUUUUUGGGGCGCAGCCACAGCAGCAGCCAACGACGUCGACAUUUGGGACUACGGCGAAGCCGCUCUUCGGCCAGGUUGCCGCAAAACAACCGCAGCAGCAGGGAAGCAGUUUGUUUAACUUUGGACAACCGAAUCAACAGCAGCAGCCACAGCAGCCAGGGCAACAACAGACAGGCGGAGGAUUGUUUGGUGGACCAUCAUUAUUCGGUGCCUCGACCGCCGCCGGUGCCAGCGCACCCAUUGGCGGGCUCUUCGGGCAGCCUGCUCAGCAGCAGCAGCAGCAACCCCAGCAAGGUGGAGGUCUGUUCUCUGCAUUUGGACAGAGAAGCCUUGGUGUUCAGCCGCAACAGCAGCAACAGCAGUUGGGGCAGUCUCAAUUCGGACAGCCGCAACUUGGACAAUCCCAGCUUGGAACUUCACAGCUUGGCCAGCAGGUGCACCAAGGCGGGUCGCACCUCACAACGCCGUUCGCACAGCAUCCCUUCUAUCAAAAAGAACGGUACAAUGACUUGCCUGUACAAGCCAAGCAGAUGGUGGAACAACUAGAUACAUUCAUACAAUGUCAAACGAAGCUGCGAGAUGAACUCAAGUCGGCAGAUCUGGGCGCUGAGGUAGCGAAAAGCUCGCAAGGGAUCCGACAUAUCCGAUCAGAGCUCAAGUCGCUCGCUAUGAUGAUAGAGAGCGAUCUGCUCGUCAGCAAAGACUUGCAAGAUCAUGCAGAAAUGGACAGAGCGGAUAGCAAUACCCUCUUCGAGAUCGCGCGCAACUUUCACCAUGGCGGGGACAAUGAUCAUCUGCGGAUGUUCCCUCGCAUGUACUUCUCCCGUGCUGCGGCAGAGUUCUCCGAGCGCGUGCAGCGCUAUCGAGCGACAGUCGAAGGCAUCGAGCGGCAGAUAUCCUCGAUCGGGCAUCGCGAUGAGCACUCUCCACAAGCGAUCGAAAACGCUAUUCAUGCGCAAAAUACAAGUUUCAUGGCCCUUGCUGCGCAAGUUGCUGCGAUCCAUUCGGAAAUUGAAAAGCUGAGGGACGACUACACACGAUGGUAUCAGCAACAGCACCAGUCUGCGCGAGAUCCAUUUUCCAUGAAGGGCCUAGGUACCGCUGUAACUUCAUCAUGAUAGCAUGCAAGUUGCAAUAGGAAGUGU
Messenger RNA from Tilletiaria anomala UBC 951, 1485 nucleotides. RefSeq lists its product as uncharacterized. Gene Ontology annotation, cellular component: nuclear pore. Gene Ontology annotation, molecular function: structural constituent of nuclear pore. Gene Ontology annotation, biological process: nucleocytoplasmic transport. The record is from RefSeq and is a predicted model, not a curated record. Bases 124 to 1458 code for a protein of 444 amino acids. Lineage: Eukaryota; Fungi; Basidiomycota; Exobasidiomycetes; Georgefischeriales; Tilletiariaceae. The transcript has 5 exons.